UAUAAAAGGUCCGUGACCGUGAGGGGAGGUGAUUUCAGGUCCUGUAAAACGCAGUAAAGCCUCUUUCUUGUGGAAUAUAAACCAAUGCUGUCAAGACACAGACCUCUCUUUCAACCUUUGGAUUUAGUCAUGCAUUAGAGACUCAUCACACAAAGCUUUGGGAAACCUGCAGGUGUACAAAUAUGAGGUUAUUAGUUGAUGUGUCUGUGCUCCUGCUGUGUUUUGUCAGCCGUGUAAGAGUAAUUUCGUCAGCGGUCACCAUCGAGUCCUGUCCGCUGGCAAAUGGAAACAUCAUUCAGACAAAGGCUGAAGAAACCAUCACACUGACCUGUGUUACUGAUCCUAGUAUUGACUCAUCAAACCAAAAUGAACUGCAGUGGUACCGAAACAGUGCCCAAGUGGAUCUGAAUGAAGGCAAUCGCUUGAACCAAAGCAGUUUGUGUGUACAGCCUAUUACCAAAGAGGACAAUGGAGUCAUCUUCACCUGUCAGUUAAAGGGGAAUGCAAGUGUGAACAGCUCAGUUGAGCUUAAUGUCCAAUUUGCCCCAGAUCUUAAUGACACUGAAGAGCUAUCUGUUGAGAAACAAAGCGAUGUCGUUUUGUCCUGUGAAAUACGUGCUAAUCCAGCAGUGACUGUGGUCUGGAAAAAAGAUGGCGAGGUUCUCGAUCUGACCACCGGUAGUUACAAAACCAACAGUGAUGGCAUCACCUCUACGUUAUCAAUGCAAAAGGUUAAACGUGAAGUACAUCAAGGAACAUACAUGUGUGAGGUGACUUCAUCUGUCUUUGGAAUAAGAAGCAAUACGUUUAAAGUUACUGUUGAAGAAAAAACAUUACAGUUUCCUCUAGGACCCAUUAUUGCUGGAGUGGUGGUGAUUGCUAGCACAAUUAUAUUAGCAAUCAUUUCCAGAUUAGACAAAAUUAUAAAGUGGUGCAAACGAAACUGACGAAUUGAGGAAUUUAAAAGUUUAAGGACAUCAUCACCAUCAUACAGCUACUUUUGGCAAAUAGAAGACCAUAAUGUAAUUCCUGUCAAAUCUGGGUUAUACUUAAAUAAAACUCAAAUGCCUCUUUUUAGGCUUUUAUGCAUUUUUGUUCAAUUAUUAAUCUAUUAUGAGAUGAGAAGUUUGUAUAAAAAGUUCCUGUACUUGAAUGCAUUUGUCCCUAAUUUUGACAUCAGCAAGUGCCCUUAAAAUGCCAUUGUGUUUUGUCUCUGAGCCAGCAUAGACAGCUUACAACAUUGAUGGUCAUCUUUACAGAGACACAAUAAAAUGAACUUGUUAUCAUA
Molecule: messenger RNA, 1288 nt
Organism: Misgurnus anguillicaudatus (oriental weatherfish)
Lineage: Eukaryota; Metazoa; Chordata; Actinopteri; Cypriniformes; Cobitidae
Gene: tmigd1
Product: transmembrane and immunoglobulin domain containing 1
Biological process (GO): cell-cell adhesion
Cellular component (GO): plasma membrane; cell-cell junction
Molecular function (GO): cell adhesion molecule binding
Source: RefSeq, a predicted model, not a curated record